AUGAUAGAAGCAAUAAACAACGUGUUGUGGGAAGACGUCAACGUGAAAAUGCAACUUGACAAAACUGACGAAUCUGACAAAACCCUAAUUUUUGAAUAUCGUCCUCUUGAGAAAAAUGAAGAUGACGUGAAAGAAUUUUUGAGUGAUUUUAAGAUCAAAAAAAUAACACAAAUAGUAAGGACAGAAGGUGAGUUAAAAGGCGACUAUAUCACUGUAGUAGUCAAAGACUUCAAAACGCUGAACGAAAUGUCAAAGGAUUUGGAUGGGAAAGUGUUUAGAACAACGAAGAUCAAACUUGUGUGUAUCGACGAUUGUGGGACGACACUCAGAAAGUGUUUUAUAUGUGGGAUGUACGGGCACAAAUCACAAGACUGUCUUGAGAAGAAAGGUACUUAUAAACAAGACAAGAAAGUAGAAAAAGAACAAAAAAACACAAGUGAAGACGAUGAAAAAGUUUUAAAAACGUCGCCCUCCAAACAGAAAGAAAUAAAGAAAAGAUCCGAGGAAGAAAAAGAACAUCAAAAGGUCUCUAAACAACAAGUUGAAAAGAAAAAGAAAAAGAAGAAGACGACAAAAGAAGAAGAAAAGGACGACACAAAACACAAUAAAAAGAGUAAACUUGUUCAAGAAAAAAUAGAAGAAGAAAGCGAUGAUGCACCACUUGAAGUUAGUAGUAAAAAAGAUGCUCAGAAAAUGGAAGAAGAAAACUUCUUCGCAAAAUCUAACAAACGAAAAACUAAAUACGAAGAAAGCGACGAAAGUCCACUUGAGAUCUCUUCUAAAAAGAAAAUUGAAAGUGACGAAUCAAGUAGUUCUGAGAUCGAAGUGGUUUCUUUCAAACUAAAAGAUCCCGUCCAUCAUGACACUCCACACAAAGUCGACACAUUAAAACAUGUGAAACAAAAAGUAUCAAAACACACUAAACUCAAUAAAAAAAGCGAUUUAAAAGAUGAAGAAAGCGAUGAUGCACCACUUGAAAUUAGUAGUAAAAAAGAUACACAGAAAAUGGAAGAAGAAAACCCCUUCGCAAAAUCUAACAAACGAAAAACUAAAUUUGAAGAAAGCGACGAACUUUCAGAAGACGAAGAAGACCAAAAACCCAUUCAAAAAGAAAAAGAAAUGAAAAAGGAGAAACCAAUUGCAAUGAAAAAAGAAAAAGGAAGUGCUCAGGCUGCUUCAUCCAAAAGUGAAAGCAAAACAAAAAAAAUAACAAAACCACUUAAAGAAACGGAAAAACACAAUCAAAAAAAACUAAAUUCACAAGAAGUGCACGAACGUCCAAAGAAGACGACAAAACCUCAAAAAAUGGAAGAGGAAACACCACCACCAAAAUUCACACAAGAAAAGAAGAAAGACGAAAAAAAUCAAAAGGAAAUUCAAGUCGAUAAAACUCAGGAAAAAACAGGUUUAAAGCAACACAAAAAAGACGAAAAAAAUCCAUCACAUCAAUUCCAAAAGAAAAAAGAGAAAAUUGAGAAGACGAAAGAAAGUGAUUCAGAGAGCGAUUCUGAAAGUGAUGACAUUGCGUUCGAAGUCCCAUCAAAACAACCAAAACACACAGAAAAGUCGAACAGUGGUAUUGUUAAACCAACAAUCGAAAUUAUCGACGUGAAGAAACCAAUAGAACAGAACAAGACUUCUGUCACAUCGAAGCCUCAAACGGAUUCUAUUUCGGCUUCAGUUCAUAAAAAGGUUGUGAGUGGUGGCAACGACUUUCAACGACCCACCAAAAACACAAAUAAGAGUAGUCGUGUGUCUUUGAAGGAACAGAAGACUUCGAACACAAAGUCUUCACAAAAGACUGAAAAAGUUUUAGAAAAAGUUUCAGAAAAAAAAAAUGAAAAAGUCUUUGAAAAAAGUGAUGAGAAAAGUUUUGAGAAAAGUUAUGAAGAGCGACUGCAGGAAAUGGUUGAGAAGAAGGAGAUUGCAAAGAAGAGGGUUUUAGAAGAGAAAAAGGAAAUGACGAAAAAAGUGAGUUUGAGGGAUUUAAAAAUACCUGUUGAGUUUGAUGAAGAAGAAAAUAUCGAAGAAACUGUGCCGCAAAUCAACGAGAAGGAAAAAGAAGAAAU
This is a messenger RNA of Entamoeba invadens IP1, 2069 nucleotides long. RefSeq lists its product as hypothetical. The transcript has a single exon. The annotation marks the transcript as partial. NCBI's taxonomy places the organism in Eukaryota, Evosea, Mastigamoebida, Endamoebidae. Gene Ontology annotation, molecular function: nucleic acid binding; zinc ion binding. The record is from RefSeq and is a predicted model, not a curated record.